Molecule: messenger RNA, 963 nt
Organism: Trypanosoma rangeli
Lineage: Eukaryota; Euglenozoa; Kinetoplastea; Trypanosomatida; Trypanosomatidae
Product: DNA-directed RNA polymerase
Exons: 1
Coding region: 1-963 (320 amino acids)
Biological process (GO): transcription by RNA polymerase III
Cellular component (GO): RNA polymerase III complex
Molecular function (GO): DNA binding
Source: RefSeq, a predicted model, not a curated record
AUGCCUCCUAAACUCCCAAAUCUGAGGUACAAACCAAAGCGUGUUCUUCGUUCCAGGGAUGAAGGUGAUGAAUCUCAAACUGCAGAUGGUGUGGAGGACAUGAGCCUUCUCCAGUUGGAGCGUUUGCGUCUCCAGCAAGAGGUCGCUCUUCAGCAGCAGCAGCAGCAGCAACAACAACAACAACAACAGCCAUUUCGAGCAGGUGUUCAACCACCACCUUUUUUGCGAGGUGACACCGCUGCAUCAGGUGCACCUGGUGACAGUGCACCUGCCCGUAGUCAGCCUCGUUUGCAGUCUACCCAGAUGGCCGCUAAACGCGCAGCUGCAUAUUUCGUCCCUGAGGCUGAGAAGUUUUCCGCGAAUACCAUGUCGAAGAUUCUUGAGGUGACGGCCGAUACUCCAGGUAUGACUGUUUAUCACCCAACACCUUUGGACUGCACACUCCCUGCCCGUUUGCAGUCGUGUGAUAGGGAGGGUGCCGUGGAAGGAGAUGAUCAACGAGUCGAAGCGACGACGCAGGACGACGGUGUCGCCUUCCUUAAGGAAUAUGAAGCGGAGUUGUGUCGAUCAAGACGGGCUAAUAUGCGUUUUGAACGUGAGGUGCUUUACGCUUCUGCCAAUAAAAUUGAUGUAGAAACUCCUGCGAUACGCUCGGAUGAAGGUGAGUUGGUGUGGUUUCAGCUUCCCCGCUUUCAGGCCGAUCCACCAUUUUCAUUAACGCGGCUCCCAUCUGGCAAGGUUGGGGAGGUGAAGGUGUAUAAAAGCGGACGUAUGGUAAUGGAGAUUUGUGGUGUUUACUACGACCUCGCUGUUGAAGGUUACACUGCUGGUGGCGAUGGGGCCUGCAAUGUUGCGGCUGCUGUGGUACCUUCCCAGCAGGCAAAUGAGAAGGCGAGUUGCUACCAGUUGGGGCUUUUGGAAAAGAAGAUUGUUUGCACGCCAACUAUCAGUGUGGAUAGCUGA